Molecule: messenger RNA, 1028 nt
Organism: Annulohypoxylon maeteangense
Lineage: Eukaryota; Fungi; Ascomycota; Sordariomycetes; Xylariales; Hypoxylaceae
Exons: 2
Coding region: 175-726 (183 amino acids)
Source: RefSeq, a predicted model, not a curated record
UACGAAACGCUGCAUACAAGGUAGUGACAGCUGCCAAGAACUGCCAGUACCGUAACCUCUUCCACAUUCAACACCAAUCAUCAAAUCAACUUGCCUAGUAGCCAACAGCUCUCUUCUUUAAUUAGGUACCUAAUAUACAACUACAAAAAGCCAUUGUCAACACAAUCCCUCACAAUGCGCGACGACCGCACACACCCCCUCCUAGCCCAAGUGCCCCUAACCGUCUCCCCCUUCGUCUCCCUCCCUACCGCCGCCACCCUGCCCUACACCUACAAAACCAUGCCCUCGACCCUCCCGCCGCCGAUCUCCGGCGUAACCGGCGCCAACAACAGCGCGCAGAAACCGCGGUACGUCGUCGCGCCCUCAGGGCACGCCGCGCACCCCACCGACAUCGUCGCCUCGUGCGAGGCCCUGCGCGCACACAUCGCGACCACGCAGACGGAAUCCGAGCGCGUGCUCCGCGAGCUGGAAGAGCGGAUCCGCGCGAGGGAACUUGCGGAGAAGAGGAGGGUCGCGCCGGGGUGGUUGGAUAGUGAGGCGAGACUGUUGCAGCCGGAGCGGAGUCCGGGGUUGGGGGGAGAUGGACGUGGGGAGAUGGGAGAAGGGGAGGCGGAGGUUGCGGGGUUGGUUGCUGAGAUGAGUAUGAAUGACGGGGCGGGCGCGGGGAUUAGUGAGAUGGCGGCGCAGGGGGAGGAGUUGGAUCGUGCGUUUGAUCGGUUUAGGUGAGGGAGAGGGAGAGGGUAGAUUGGUAUGAUAUGAGGGUUUUACAGGCAUUUGUUUGUGUUAGAAUUGGGUUUAUGGUUGGGGCGUUUGGGAGGGCGGUUGGGGAUUCAUGGUGUUAUUAAGGGAUAGGUUGAAUCGAGGCUUCUUUCGUAGAUACCUCUGUCCUGUAGAAUAAUUGUGUAUGCUUUGGAAGGUGUGGCAUGAAUGGAUAUAUAAAAUGUCAUGAUGUGAUGCAUUUAGAGAAAUGCAUAAUAGCGAUUCAUAGAUCUUGGACUAGGCCUGGAAUAUGUUUUUUCUUCUCCUUA